AUGCUGGGUCCGCGUUUCCUCCGCCCGGCAUCUUCGCUGGUGCGGCCCUUCACCUCCUCCGCCGUGGCCUUUCGCGCUCCCUCAAUCAGAGAUGUAACAGCCGACUCUGCUGCAGAGUUCAAGCGGCGGCAGAAGGAGUUUCGCGAGAACCUCGAAGAGGCUCGCAAGAGAAAGGAACAGCAAGAGAGUCAGUCUGUCAAUGCCUCUGCCUCUUCCCCUACCCGUGAGUCCGCUCCCACUGCUCCGCAUGUGAGCAAUGCGAGUACAUUUGAACGAAUUCGCCCAGCCUAUGACGCUGCCGACGCUCUGGAUCAUAAAGCACUAGGCUCACUCGCCAUGCACCGUUAUCUAGGGAAUGAAGACCUGCAGGAGAACCCCAACAAGCGUGGGCCCCUGUCAUCGCUGAUCUACGGUACCAAGGAGGGCCAGCAUUUCGAUAAGGAUAUCGAGCGAUCGUUUUCGCAGGUGUUGGCUCGGGGAAAGUACGUUCAUUCCGUCGUUUUUCACGAUGUCAAGCCUGAUAAGGUCGAUGAGUAUGUCGACCUUGUGGGCGAGUGGUACCCUCGCAUGGCUGGAACGGAGGAGAACCGAGUCAACCUGGUGGGAAGCUGGCGUACGCAGGUCGGUGACAAUGAUACCUUUGUUCACAUUUGGGAGUACCAGCGCUAUGAGGGCUAUCAUGCCUCGCUCCACAAUAUCUCCACACACCCCGAAUUCCGCGAUUUUGACCGCAAGCUGAAGAGCUUAAUCAAGAGCAAGAAAACUUCUCUCAUGCAGGAGUUCUCGUUCUGGCCAACCACACCGCCGCGUCGCCUCGGUGGACUGUUUGAACUUCGAUCCUAUACUCUUCACCCUGGAAACCUGCUCGAGUGGGAGACCCACUGGCGUCGGGGUCUAACGGCCCGACGGGAGGUCAUGGAGGGUGUGGGUGCGUGGUUUGUCCAAAUUGGAGAGCUGAAUACCGUUCACCACUUGUGGCAGUUUGCCGACUUGGAGGAGCGCAAGAUCCGACGUGAGCAGUCAUGGAGUGUUGAGGGAUGGGCCGAGACUGUGCACAAGACCGUUCCUCUCAUCCAGUCUAUGCAGAGUCGUAUCCUUGUCCCGAUGCCGUGGAGCCCCGUUGGUUAA
Penicillium odoratum is the source of this 1128-nucleotide messenger RNA. Its product is annotated as NIPSNAP family protein. The transcript is spliced from 2 exons. The record is from RefSeq and is a predicted model, not a curated record. Gene Ontology annotation, cellular component: mitochondrion. NCBI's taxonomy places the organism in Eukaryota, Fungi, Ascomycota, Eurotiomycetes, Eurotiales, Aspergillaceae. The coding region runs from base 1 to 1128 and encodes 375 amino acids.